ACUAAAUACUUUUAUCAUAUAAAUUAAUUUUUCAAUUAUAAAUUAAAAAAAUUACUGAUAAACUAUAAAUUAACUUACGAGCUGCUAAGUAGUUAUCAGUUAGUUUUCCAAAAUAAAACAACCCUAUCUCCGUCGUUUCAAUUUUACCAUUUUCGUUCUUUCCAUCCAAAUCUGCUUUUCACCCAUGGCUUCUCGGAGGCUCCUAGUUUCAUUUCUCCGUUCUUCCGCCGCUCGCCGCCCUAGAUCUCCAUUUUGUUCAGCUCCGAAGAGAAGUCCCCGGCCGUCCCCGACCGGUCAUUUUCUUCAUCGCUUCGCUUCUCACUACGCUACAUCAGCAGCUGCGGCGGAACCUCCGCCCUCCAAGACGGCACCUGGCGGCGGUCUCGGUGGAAAAAUUACAGAUGAGUUUACCGGUCAAGGCGCCAUCGGGAAGGUGUGCCAGGUUAUCGGCGCCGUCGUUGAUGUGAGGUUCGACGAGGGUUUGCCCCCUAUUUUGACGGCGCUGGAGGUCUUGGAUAAUCAGAUCAGACUUGUACUGGAGGUAGCUCAGCACUUGGGGGAAAAUGUGGUGAGGUGUAUUGCUAUGGAUGGUACUGAAGGGCUGGUUAGAGGCCAGCGCGUCCUCAACACUGGGUCGCCAAUCACUUCUGAGUUUAAUGAUGACAUUGUUGAGACAAAUAAAUUGUUUCAGUCUGAGUUUAAUGAUGACGUGAUUCCUUCAAUUCCAGCAUUUGGACUUCCUGCCAGUAGGUACUUUCUUAUAUUGUAUUUGUUUCUUCUAACUGUGCCUGUAUUAUGGGAUUUAUGGAAUGAGGAUACUUGGAUUAUAUGCCUUCUGUAUAUGUUACCAAGAUUGGUGCCUGUUGGUAGAGCUACUCUUGGUCGCAUUAUCAAUGUCAUUGGAGAGCCUAUUGACGAGAAAGGGGAUAUUAAGACGGAACACUUUUUACCCAUUCACCGUGAAGCUCCAGCCUUUGUGGAGCAAGCUACAGAACAACAAAUUCUUGUGACUGGUAUCAAGGUUGUCGACCUUCUUGCUCCAUAUCAGAGAGGGGGAAAGAUUGGCCUUUUUGGCGGUGCUGGUGUUGGGAAGACUGUUCUUAUAAUGGAACUUAUCAACAAUGUGGCUAAAGCCCACGGUGGUUUCUCUGUCUUUGCCGGUGUAGGAGAACGUACUCGUGAGGGCAACGAUCUAUACAGAGAAAUGAUUGAGAGUGGUGUUAUAAAGCUAGGUGAUAAGCAGGCUGAUAGCAAAUGCGCUCUAGUCUACGGUCAAAUGAACGAACCCCCAGGUGCUCGUGCUCGUGUUGGACUCACUGGAUUGACUGUGGCCGAGCAUUUCCGGGAUGCAGAAGGACAGGAUGUGCUUCUCUUCAUUGACAACAUUUUUCGUUUUACCCAAGCUAACUCAGAAGUAUCUGCUUUGCUUGGGCGUAUUCCAUCGGCUGUCGGUUAUCAACCUACUCUGGCUACAGAUCUUGGAGGCCUUCAAGAGCGUAUUACUACGACUAAGAAGGGUUCUAUUACAUCUGUGCAAGCCAUAUAUGUGCCUGCUGAUGACUUGACUGAUCCUGCUCCCGCUACUACAUUCGCUCACUUGGAUGCUACAACUGUGUUAUCCAGACAGAUUUCUGAACUUGGUAUCUAUCCUGCCGUGGACCCUUUGGACUCAACAUCCCGCAUGCUUUCCCCUCAUAUCCUGGGAGAGGGGCACUACAACACUGCACGUGGUGUGCAGAAGGUUCUACAGAACUACAAGAAUCUUCAGGAUAUUAUUGCUAUUCUCGGAAUGGAUGAGCUAAGUGAAGACGACAAAUUAACAGUUGCCCGUGCUCGGAAAAUCCAACGUUUUCUGAGCCAGCCUUUCCAUGUUGCAGAAGUAUUCACGGGUGCCCCUGGGAAGUAUGUUGAGUUGAAGGAGAGUAUUAGCAGCUUCCAGGGAGUCUUGGACGGAAAAUACGAUGAUCUUCCAGAACAGUCGUUCUACAUGGUUGGAGGUAUUGACGAGGUUAUUGCUAAAGCCGAGAAGAUUGCCAAAGAAUCUGCUGCUUAGAUUAGUACAUCAAUCACCUUUUGUAUUACUAACUCCAUGUUCUGUUCUUGUGUACUGAUAAUCGCGAAAAUAAUUUAGCUUUUGGCUAUUCCGGAAUCUGAGAAGUAACUUUUGUUGGGUGACCAAAUUUCACCUUUUAGCUGUUGUGA
Messenger RNA from Striga asiatica, 2202 nucleotides. Lineage: Eukaryota; Viridiplantae; Streptophyta; Magnoliopsida; Lamiales; Orobanchaceae. The record is from the annotation of a GenBank genome assembly.